ACUUCCUUUGUUGUUGAUGAAGUCAGUAGCAUCAUUAAAGAGGCCAUAGAAAGUGCGAUAGGUGGCAAUGCCUACCAGCACAGCAAAGUGAACCAGUGGACAACAAGCGUGGUGGAACAAACACUAAGUCAACUCACAAAGCUGGGGAAGCCUUUCAAGUAUAUUGUGACCUGUGUGAUUAUGCAAAAGAAUGGUGCUGGGCUACAUACAGCAAGCUCUUGCUUCUGGGACAACUCCAGUGACGGAACCUGCACUGUGAGAUGGGAGAAUAAGACUAUGUACUGUAUCGUCAGUGCCUUUGGACUUGCAAUAUAAUUGCCUUGGAAUCAUUCAUCCUUCUCUUUUCUACUCCAGCACUUGAUUCCAUCUCUACUCAAACUGUGAAUACACUGAACAACUUCUGGUUUUAAUGUACUUUUUAAGUAACUUUUUUCAAACUCAGAAACGUGAAAACAUGCUGUUACAUGGUUUGUUUGUACUUGUUAUCGUAUCAGUGUUGCCGUACUGUCUUAACACUUCAAGAACUUCUCUUCAAGGUGCUAAUACUGAAAUCCGCUGCAGCAUAAACACUUUGUCUAGAUUUCUUUUUUAAGACCAAUACAAAUGAGACACCAACUUUCCACAAUUUGUACUUUUGGUUAGCAUUAAAUUAUUGAAAUCCAUAA
This is a messenger RNA of Pterocles gutturalis (yellow-throated sandgrouse), 665 nucleotides long. It is a transcript of the gene DYNLT1, whose product is annotated as dynein, light chain, Tctex-type 1. The annotation marks the transcript as partial. Gene Ontology annotation, biological process: microtubule-based movement. Gene Ontology annotation, cellular component: cytoplasmic dynein complex; cytoplasm. The transcript has 4 exons. Gene Ontology annotation, molecular function: dynein intermediate chain binding. The record is from RefSeq and is a predicted model, not a curated record. NCBI's taxonomy places the organism in Eukaryota, Metazoa, Chordata, Aves, Pterocliformes, Pteroclidae.